CAAUCGUGAAUUCGUGAUUCGUGAAGCACCGGCCCGUUGUCUCGUACUCUCGCGUGCUCGUCGCCGGGCGAGGGCGAAAUGCGGCGCCCGCGCGGCACCAGCGACGGCGACGAGGAUCCCGGCGAGGAGGAGGAGGAGGAGGAACGGCGCCAGGCUGCGCCCCCGUCGGGGAAGGACGGCCCCGGGGACGCGCUGUGGCGGUGGCGGAACAAGAGCCUCUCCGAGGUGGUGCUCUCGUGGUCCGUGGACGAAAUCCUCGACAAGGACCUGCUCCGUGACAAGGUGUUGAAGAUACCAGAGACAUUUAGCACCAUGGAGCAUUACAUGACAUCGUUCUUCGGGCCACUUUUAGAAGAGGUCAGGGAUGAUAUGUGUUCAAGCAUGGAGGACAUCUCUAAUGCACCAUAUGCAGAUCUGCUCUAUGUUAAUUCAAUGAGGAACGGGAAGAAGGGAUCAUUCGAGAUCAGUCUUGGCAGAUGGAGGGGAACAUCUCAUGGUUGUGGGAUCGAUAACUAUAAGCCGAAAACUGCAGAUGUGCUGUUGAUUUCAGAAACAAGACCGGCAAAUCAAUCUGAUAUUCUCAGACAGUCCAAAUCAUGUGUCAUCGUGUGGGUCAGCAAGGUUAAGGGAAAUAAGAUGACAGUUAAGGCAUCACGGAUGAUGGAGACUGGGGCACAAGGAGAUGAACGGCGACAAAUGGGUGUUAAUAAAUAUGAUAAGUCGUAUUCUGAAGGUUCGGAUGAGUCUUGGGAUAUGCUAGAUCAAGAAGCAGUAGCUUCAAAAUCUAGAUACUCGUCUGCCCAUGACAUUGUCCGGAAAGAACGAGCCAAAAAGUGCAGUGGACAACAUGGACAAAAUGAGACAGAGACACACAAGUCAUCAAGGCGAUGGUCCUUCUGUGCAAUGUUCCUAACUAAUAUGGUAACAUAUGACCGUGUUUGGGUUGUGCUUCGAAGAGGUUUGACAAUGGAUUCAAAAAUCAUCCAUAGCAUGUUGGGCAGAAACAAUUAUGCUCCUGGACGUUGUAAAUACUGCAGCAAUAAUUCACUUGAUGAAAUCAAGGGCGAUCUAUGCAACUUUAAGCUGAAUGACUCACAGCUUGAUGCAGUAGCAAGUUGCAUUUUGGCAAGUGAAUGCAGUCACAGAUCUUCUGUAGGGUUAGUUUGGGGCCCACCAGGCACAGGUAAAACUACAACAGUUGCAGUGAUGCUACAAAUGCUUCUGACGAAGGAACAAAGAACUCUUGCAUGCGCUCCAACUAACAUGGCUGUCCUGCAAGUAGCUUCUCGUCUUCUUGAGCUGAUUGGGGACUUCUCUGCGAGACAACAUUAUUCAUUAGGCGACAUCAUUUUAUUUGGUAACAAGGACCGUUUGCAAGUUGGCAAGUUCUUGACAAAAAUAUAUUUGGAUGAUCGUGUCCAGAAGUUGUUGAGCUGCUUCAACCGAAAAAAUGGGUGGAAGCAUUGUGUGGAUUCUGUCAUAACAUUCCUAAUAAAUUGCAUUUCUCGGUACAGAAUAUCUGUUGAUAUACAAGGAAGCAGCAAUGCAUGCAACCUUACCUUUAAGAAGUAUUUUACAAGUAGAUUUAGUGCUUUAGCCAGGGAAUUGGCAGGAUGCAUCGAUACAUUCUAUUACCAUCUACCAAGGGGUUCCCUAGGCAAGAACUUUGAUAGGAUGAUGUUCGCCAAAAGUUUGGUUGAUAAAUUGCAGCAGUUGCUGAGCGCAGAUGAUGUCUCUGAUGAGACUCUUUUUACAAUCUUCAAGCCUGCUGAUGAUCUUCCUGAUUCUUCUAGUAGUCAUGAUGACCUAAUAGAUGACGCAGCUGAUGAUCUUCAUGAAUGUGAUAUUUCUUCAGAUAGCCCUUUGGACAUUAAAACCCUUUGCAUAAAAACUCUUAUGGCUCUUUCGAAGAUGCGGCUUCCUUGUGAAGACAGUGAGCCUUCAAUCCGGGACUUAUGUUUGAAACAUGCUAAGCUUAUAUUUUGCACUGCUUCUAGUUCAUAUGAGUUGUUCAGACUGCAAAGCGUGAAGCCUAUAAGCAUCUUAGUUAUUGACGAGGCAGCUCAGCUAAAAGAAUGUGAAUCACUGGUUCCUCUAUUGCUCCAAGGGAUAGAACAUGCUUUACUAAUUGGGGAUGAAAACCAGCUAUCAUCAUUGGUAAAGAGCAAGAUUGCUAAAGAUGCUGACUUUGGACGAAGCCUCUAUCAGAGACUGUGUGCAAUGGGUUACAGCAAGCACUUGCUGGAAGUACAAUAUAGAAUGCACCCCUGCAUCAGCAAAUUUCCAAACGCCAACUUUUAUGAUCAUCGGAUUUCAGAUGGUCCCAUUGUAAAGCAGGAAACCUAUGUCAAGAGUUAUCUCCCUGGUCCUAUUUUUGGAGCUUAUUCGUUCAUUCAUAUUGACAAUGACAUGGAGAUGCUUGAUAGCCUUGGUCAGAGUUCCAAGAAUAUGGCUGAGGUUGCUGCAGCUGCCAAUAUAGUCGAAAGACUUGCAAAAGAAUGCUCUGAGAAAAAGCAGAGGACGAGUGUUGGUGUAAUAUCUCCUUAUACGGCCCAAGUAAUCGCAUUGCAAGAUAGACUUGGAAGAAAGUUUGAGAAACAUGACUUUCUAUCUGUUACAGUAAAAUCUAUAGAUGGAUUUCAAGGUGGUGAGGAGGACAUUAUAUUGAUUUCAACAGUUCGGUCCAAUAAAGAUGGGAAAGUAGGUUUCCUAUCUGAUGCUGGGAGAAUUAAUGUGGCUUUGACAAGAGCAAAGUACUGCCUUUGGAUCCUUGGAAACGGAACCACUUUACUGGCAAGCAAUUCAAUAUGGGCUGAUUUAGUCCGUGAUUCAAAAAGACGUGGAUGCUUCUUUGAUGCUUUUCGGGAUAAGGACUUAGCAGAGGCAGUCAUGCUUGUAACUAAGCCUGAGCCAUGGAAACAAAUAGAACAGAGGAAUGACCGCGCAAAUCUUGGAAAUGGAGUGCUGUCUUGGUCAUCAACAUGUGAUGUGUCUGUCAAGAACAACGCACCAAGAAGAUGGAAUGAGCUUCCACUUUCAGUCAGAACUUCAAGUGACCAGCAUAGUUCUUUGGAAGGGUAUCGAGGAUGGCCCAAGCAGCAUCUUGGGCCCCAACCCCACGGCAGGCCGUAUUGUGAGCCAGUGCAGGGUAGUUUUCAAACUAGUAAUGGAAGGCAUGCUCCUAGAUCAGCCCGUAUGGAAGAAUCACAUGGCCAAAUUAGUGUUCGUGGUGCAUGGCAGCAUCCAAGAAGCUACUGCAACAGGGAGUAUCAGAAUAGGACUGUUUAUCCAGAGUCCCAGAAUGUGGUAACUUAUCCGUACCAGGGCAGUUCUUUCCAACAAAGGUUCCAUUCAUAUGGAGUUGACAGGCAAUUCAGUAGUUUUCAACGACAAGAACCACGUGGUCAAAUUGGCAGUCGAGACAGAGGAAGACCUUCCUGUCUUCAGAGGGGAGGUAGGGGAGGAUGGCGUGAAUGGUAUGUUUACUGUCGGGCAGAAAAGCCUCACAGUUGGGUGCAAAAUGUUGCUUCUGAAACUGGACUAUGCAAACGGCUAGCUCCUGAGCAGCGAGGGACAAAGAGGGACUGGUGUGAAGCAGAAUCAUCAGAUUCACCACAACAGGACAACAGAAAAAUGAGACCUGAAUGUGCGGAUCAACUUCCUAGGCAGGAGUAUCAUGGAGGCUCUGGAGAGCUCACCUACAAACUGCAUGCUCCAGAGCAUGGAGGGGUGAAGACAGAUGGGUGCAAAGCUGAAGCAUCAAGUUUGCCGGUCCAGGGUGACUCAAAAUCAACACCUGAAAGGGCAGAUCAAUCUCAUUGUACUACGUGGGACAGCAGUUCUGGUGCCUUUUCUCGUGAACUUCCUGUUUCUGAGCAGGAAGGGGUGGAAAUAGACUUGUCUGAAGCAGAAACAUCAGAUAUACCAUCUCAGGCUUUGAACGGCAGUUCUGAAGCAUCUCAUGAACCUCCUAUUCCUGAGCAAAGAGGGAUGGAAACAGACUUGUGUGAAGUAGCGGCAUUGGAUGCAGCAAAUCAGCUCCAGGAUGGCAGUUCUGAAGCAAUUUCGCAGACUGAUUGUUCCCGAGUAGGGAGGGGGCAGAAAUAAACUUGUGUGCAGCAGAAGCAUCAGCUGCACCAACUCAGGCUCGUGGUGGCUGCUCUGAAGGAUCCCUCGAGCUGCCUGUUCCUGAGCAGUGAGGAUGGAAACUGCCUUGUGUGAAACAGGAACAUCAGAUGCACAUGCACCAUCAGGCUCAGGAUGGCAAUUCUGGAACUGCUUCACAACUGCCUGUUCGUGAGCAGCGAGGAACUGAAACCAACUGCCUGGUUCCUGAGCAGCGAGGAACUGAAACUGACUUGUGCGAUGCAGAAACUUCGCCAGAACAGCAGGACAACAUAGAAAUAAACCUAUAACUAUAGAAUCAGAUAGGCAGACAUUUUUGAAUGUUGAUAUGUUUGUUACCCUUUUUUUUUCUGCUCUGUAUAGGCUAUAUAAUCUUGUAACCCUCACAUUCAGAAAACCUGUGUAUAAUAAGCAUGUAGUGUGUAGAUCUUUUUGCCGAAACCUGCAUGAGCAGUAGCGUCUAGAAUUGCACCAAUAAGAGAAAAUGUGAAUGUUUUUCGACAGGAUAAA
Panicum virgatum (switchgrass) is the source of this 4635-nucleotide messenger RNA. RefSeq lists its product as uncharacterized. The record is from RefSeq and is a predicted model, not a curated record. The transcript is spliced from 7 exons. Gene Ontology annotation, molecular function: helicase activity. Bases 79 to 4107 code for a protein of 1342 amino acids. Lineage: Eukaryota; Viridiplantae; Streptophyta; Magnoliopsida; Poales; Poaceae.